AUGGUUUUUGAAGCGGCUCUGGCCAAUUUUGCCGCCAUCAAGGGCGAGCUGGCUGGUCAUGCAGGCAUCUCGCUGCUCAAGAAGAUUGAAGAGGCCAGCCAUCAACUCAUUCGAAAGCACAUUGAAAAGACGUACCCCAGCGCCAACCAAGACAAGUACAUUCGUGCUGCCAUUGCCAGUCAAUUUGUCGGCGUUCGCGAUUUCUCCGACGAGUUUUACGACCUCUUGGACUUGGCCUCGGCCAGCAACGAUGUGGCACGAGCUCACAUUUGCUCUGCUCUCGACGAGCUGCCGCAUGGUUUCCCAGAAUUUGAUGCCGUGCUCCUCAAGUACUCGGCCGUCAUCUCACAUUACUAUGAUGCGUACUACCGGGCCUGGUCGAAGAAAGUGCAGGGCAACGAGACUGCCAAAAAGCUAGAGGCUGAUGGAAGCCCAGGAGAUGCCGCCUUGCUCAACCCCUACACGAUCAUUACAUGGGACGCUGCCACCUCGAGCUAUACACAUGCUGCGUACGCCACCGUCUUCAAAACUGAACUGGUGCCCGUGCUACAGGCUUUUGAUGACCUCGUUGCUCAGCUGGAGGUCAUGCAGGAUCUGACUGCGGAGCAAAAAAAUUAUCUGCCCUUUCUCCGCCAGUAUCGUGUCUGCUUGGCCCUCGAGGACAUUGAGCAACUGGAUUCGGCUUGGGAGGAGCUUGACCGUCGCUGGAUGGAUUGCAAAUACCACAUUCAGCUGGUGCAUGAUAUCGAGUCUGGCUACGGAGACCCUCUUCGGGUGAAAGUGAUUCCUGACUUUAGCAUUCGGUUCCUGGACAUGGAUUACAAGGAUGCCAAUGAUACGAUCGCUGCCAUCCAGGCUGACAUUGUCGAGUACUUUCGUCAGCGCAAAACCGAUCUCAGCCAAAAGGGCCUUUUUGCCUUGAGCGCCAGCCUAGCCGGCAUCUACUACCUGCCCUUUCAAUCUGGCAUGUCACUCCAUUUCCGUUUCUCUGGUCAAAGCAUUCCCAAUCGCUCCGCAGUGAAAAACGAAAAGGGAGUGAAAAUCUAUUUCGACGCCGUCUCGACGGGUGCACGUCUGCAGACAACCGGCGACAUGGUUGAAAAGGUCUGUGUAAACGGCAAAGAGCUUGCAGCAUUGCUCGAUGCCGUCGACACUAUUGUCUACCAUGUAGCGGCGCACGAGGUCGGACAUGCCAUUUACAAUUUGGACCACGUCAAAGGCAGCAUCAAGCCAGACACCUGCACGCUACUAGAGGAGCCCCGCGCUGAGCUCACUUCACUCACCACCAUGAAGUUGCUCGUCGAGCGUGGCCGAGUUGCAGGUGAAGAUAUGGCCAAGCAUUUGGCGUCGUUUGCCUUGCAAGACUUGCGACGCUUUGCCAAUUUUGACAGCUCGGCCACCCGGCCGUACACCAUCAGCGCCAUCAGCACCUACAAGCUGUAUCUCGAAACGGGCUUUGUUACGCGAGUGGGCGACCAGCUCGAGUUUCACCUUGACAAGUACAUGAACGUCUUGGAUGCCUGCCAGCAACGCUUUGAGGCCAUCCUGGAUGCCGAGGAUGCGCAUGACGGAGCCGCUCUUGAGAAAAUCCUCGAAGAGAUGCAACAAGAGUCAGAGCUCGUUCACCAUCUCGUUCAGAUGCUCAAGCCCACCGCUGCCAACUAG
Molecule: messenger RNA, 1665 nt
Organism: Monosiga brevicollis MX1
Lineage: Eukaryota; Choanoflagellata; Craspedida; Salpingoecidae
Exons: 17
Coding region: 1-1665 (554 amino acids)
Source: RefSeq, a predicted model, not a curated record